Messenger RNA from Echinostoma caproni, 2361 nucleotides. NCBI's taxonomy places the organism in Eukaryota, Metazoa, Platyhelminthes, Trematoda, Plagiorchiida, Echinostomatidae. The record is from the annotation of a GenBank genome assembly.
AUGCGUAGCCGCUCACGUCGAUGGGACAAAGAGCUGUCUGGUAAAUUCCUUCGUCGGACGGCCAAACCGAAUUUGGAAAACGAACGGCAUCGUGAGAACUCCCUCCGUCUUUCCAUUCUUGAAGCGCGCAAUUUGCCCAGUAAACGUCGCUACUACUGUGAUAUUUGUUUGGAUCGUACAUUAUACGCGAGAACAACAAGCAAGACAGCCAGUUCAGGGAUUUUCUGGGCCGAGGAUUUUGAUCUGAACAAUCUACCCAACGUGUCUGUAAUGACUAUCAGCCUGUACAAAGAAGCAGACACCGGUGGCAAGGAGUUGCGUCGGUUUGGCACGACGCGGAUGAGUGCGAAAAAAUUACGGAAAUCGCAAAAUCAGCUGAUCGGUUUUGUCACUGUCCCCAUGACCGAAAUCUCCGGACGAAACGAUGUCCAAGUUUGGCUUACUCUUCAACCUCCGGUCGAUUCAAACACUCGUGAUAUGGCCCUAUUCCACUUGGCCUCUGCCGGGAUUGUACCGACCGCACACAACCCGAUGGAUGAUACCGCUCGCCUCGACGCGGCCAGCAUCCUACAAACAUCCAACUCAUUUGCAUCCCUGAAUGGAAAACAUUCGAUUGGCAAUCUAACCGGUUCCGAUCAACGCAGUAUGCCCCAGAUACGGAUUCGAGCUCGCUAUCGAUCGGUGGAUGUGCUACCGCAUCGGGAUUAUUGGGCUUUGAAAGCGUUCCUACUCGAGCACAGUUUGCUGUUAUCUGGUUGGCUGGAUACGGUACUACCUGUCAAAACCAAAGAAGAGGUGGCCAGCUCGUUAAUCGGAUUGCAUGAAUGCAACGGGACUCUGGUCGAUUUUCUCACGGACCUGGUGGUCAGUGAAGUUGCGCAAUUAGACAACGACUCCAUGGCAUUCCGUUCGAACACAAUGGCCACAAAAGCGGUCGAAUGCUUUGUGAAGCUUGUUGGCUCAACCUAUUUACACAAUCUGCUCUAUCGGAUUGUGCAAAAAGUGUUGGCCUGUCUGACCGCGUGGGAAGUCAAUCCGGAAAAAUUGCCCUCUUCCUCGCCCACGGGCGGCUCGCUUACCGUGUCCGAUACGGCUGCGUUUGCGAAAUCCAACGAGUUCGACUUGCCCAUGCGUCCGACCCCGGGCAGCCUGAAAGCGAAUCAAUUACAACUGUUGCACUAUUUGAAUGUGGUAUGGCGAGCCAUACAAGCCAGUUUGCCACGCUUUCCAAGCGCCCUCAUCCGAGUUUUCAGUUCAUUCCGAUCGGCUAUCGAACCGCAACGAGGUGCGGAAUUCUGUGACAACUUGAUCUCCGGUUGUAUAUUUCUUCGUCUCAUCUGUCCCGCCCUGUUGUCCCCAUCCCUGUUCGGUUUGGUCAGCGCGUUCCCGAGCGAGCCCUGGUGUCAGCGUAAUCUGACCCUGUUGGCCAAAUCAUUGCAAUCAUUGGCCAAUUUUACCGCAUUUGAUGAUAAGGAACCUUAUAUGCGAUUCCUUAACGGUUAUGUCUCAGCCCAGAUGCCCACAAUGCGCGCAUUUAUCCGGAACAUCUCGAACUGGUCCACAAUCACGGGACGUGCAGACGAUCCGGACACAGUGGAAGGAUUUCGGGAUGUGGUUGACGAGGGUUUCGAGCUGGCUAAUUUGCAUUUACUCCUGACAGAACAUUUCACCCAAACCGAUGAGAAUAACAAACCCAAUGGGGUUCCAAACGGUCCCAAUGGGGCCCCUGCAUAUCCAUCAUCGAUUCCUGCUCUUCCGGAACCCUUGACUCCGCUCCCGUGUAUUUUGGAUGAUUUAUCCAAACGCAUGGACUCCACCGAGGACGGAACAAUCGGGACAACUCGCAGUUUGACUCGAUACACCAAAAACGAUGCAUCGGCCGUGGGAUCCGUCACGGACCAAACUGACCGACAGCAUGCUACCCUACCCAGCAAGCACCGGGCACACGGGGAAGCACGAGCUACGACCAACUGUCUGGCCAGUCUGUUUCCACCGGACGGAUCGGUAAAGCCCCCGGUCACCGAGGUUUCGGCGUCGUCUAACAUGUACGCCUAUCAUUCGUCCAGUUCGAACAAUGCAAUCCCGUACUAUACAUUGCAUCAGAACCCUGGAUUUCAUCGCCCCUCGGAGAAUGGAUCGGGUCAUACGAGUAAAUCCAGUCGGUCCGGGGCAAUCAAUGUGUUGUCCGCCGAUCACCCCAAUCAGGCUAAUCCAAAUGAUUAUGACGAGCCGUAUGCCAGCAUGCAAUCGGACAGUGAUCGGGAAAGUGAAACGCAACUUGGCACAAAUGUGAACGGCCGGACACAUGUGGUGCCAGCAAACCAAGUAAGCAUUUGUGCUACCUGUAAGAUUGAUCCCUAG